AUGGGAAAUAUACUGUUCCGACGUAAAAAAUAUGUAGCUGACGAGUUGGAAGAAUUGCAGAAACGUGGUGAAGCAAUUGAUGCACAAAUAAAAAGCAGUAUAGUGAAAAGACAAACCGUUCAGUGGUUUUCAUCGUUAUCGGUGUUUUUUUUAAUGCUAAUAUCUAUCGGAUUUUCGUUGAUUACCGGUACAGACAAAGGGCUUAGAGUAGCGUAUUCAGGUUUUUUCCUUCUCUAUUGUUUUCGACGAAUGAUUAAUGAAUAUUAUAAUUGGAGUAUACAGAGAAAAAUACAUGCACGUGAAGAAGUUACAAAAAAGAAACGUGAAUUAUUAGAAAAGGUUAAAGAAACUGAAACGUUUAAAGUUGCGAAAGAGAUACUUGACAAGUAUGAGGAUACGCCUGUACCUGAUCCUGGUCAGCCUCGUUUGUCUCGUCGUUCUCCUUGUCGGAAUCAAUCAAUAAAUACUUCAGAUACCUCAUUCGGCGCCUCUCCUACAAAAAAUGAUGAUGAGAAGGUUAAGGAGAAUGAAGCAACAAGUGAGACAGUUCGACCAGCCGAAAGUAACCCACAGGUCGACAGUCGACCAGUACGUCAUAUGCCGCCAAAACCGCCACGACCAUUUUAUAAACCAUCGCAGAGUGUGACUGAAAAGCUCGUAGAUUUUAUUAUUGGGGAUACACCGUCUGAUAGGUUUGCUCUAAUAUGUUCUCAUUGUCAUGGGCACAAUGGAAUGGCUCGAAAGGAAGAGUUUGAUUUUUUAUCUUAUAAAUGUUGGAUAUGUGGCAGCUUCAAUCCUUCUCGUCAACAAAGAAUUAUUCACACUAAGUCAGAGGAAAAUUUAUGUAGUGAGUCACGAAUAAAGACUAAUUCAGAGGAAGAAGAGAAGGAGCCUUCAAAAGAAAUAAGAAAUCGAGCAAAAACUCGUAGUGUCUCGCACCAGCGACCGUUAACAGCGAACUUGGAUGCUGAUAAGAAGAGUGACGAAGAGACAAAGGAUAAAAAGGAAGAUUGA
Enterobius vermicularis (human pinworm) is the source of this 1014-nucleotide messenger RNA. The record is from the annotation of a GenBank genome assembly. Lineage: Eukaryota; Metazoa; Nematoda; Chromadorea; Rhabditida; Oxyuridae.